Messenger RNA from Lactuca sativa (garden lettuce), 728 nucleotides. NCBI's taxonomy places the organism in Eukaryota, Viridiplantae, Streptophyta, Magnoliopsida, Asterales, Asteraceae. The record is from RefSeq and is a predicted model, not a curated record.
AAAAGCCUCUUAGUCUCUCCAUGGGACUACACAAACCCCCCUCCAACUUAACAUCUCUAGCUUCUUUCUUCUUGUUACUCUUCAUCACCAUCCACCAAUCACUUUCGGCACGAACCCUUGGCGCUCUUCCAUCACCGCCACAACCCCCACCAAAGAACCACCACCACCAUCAUAAGACAAUGAGUUUCUACAUGCCAAAUGUGCUAAAUUUGAACUUACAACACCCCUCAACCACAACACCACCAACUAAAGUCAACGGUCAAACUAUUCCCUUUUCGAAACCGUUAGGCCUUUUUCCACCGGUAGGAGGAAUCCCUAUUCCUGAUUCCAGUUCCAUCCCAAGGCAAACAUCCGGCUUGUAUGGAUUUGGAAGUGGGAUAAGCUUUCCUAUCCUCGAAGAUGAAUUGGAAUUUGAUGAGUUGAGAUUUUUUGGAGUGCAUCGAGCAGAUAUAAAUCAGGAGUCUCAUGUUGCAAUCAUUGGAGGCACGGGGAAAUAUGAUGGUGCCAACGGAUAUGCAAUAUUAAAGGUUGUUAAACUAAACCAGAAAGCUAUAAAAGAAGACCGGGAGACGAAUGAUUUUCUUUUGGUAGAUGUUUACCUAGGUUGAGAUAUCAGUAAAUACAUCGAUACAUACUGAUUUUUCAUACAAUUAAACAAAUAAUAUCAUAUGUACACCUAAAAUAUUGUAUUCUUAGAUAAUAAUGUUAAGCUUUGAGAAAUUUAUUGA